AUGCGUGAGCAUGCGUCAUGUGAAGCGGAGAGACUCACGGAGAGACUCAUGGAGAAACUCGCGGAGAGACUCGCGGAGAAACUCGCGGAGAAACUCGCGGACAGACUCGCGGAGAGACUUGCGGAGAGACUCGUGGAGAGACUCGUGGAGCGGCGUGCCAGGGGACAGGGCGCUUGUGGCAGCUACAGAGGACCUGGAGGGACAAAAGCCAUGACCCAGAUGAACGCCCGUUACUACCCUUAUAGACGCAUUACCAUCAUUUCCUCAUAUCUAAACUGA
Molecule: messenger RNA, 279 nt
Organism: Knipowitschia caucasica
Lineage: Eukaryota; Metazoa; Chordata; Actinopteri; Gobiiformes; Gobiidae
Source: the annotation of a GenBank genome assembly